GAACAGUGGUAAUGUGUCUCAAGAAGAUAAGAAAUAUUAUACAACCACGACGGCUGCAAGAAGUUGGAGCAUGCAGAACUGUUUCAUUGUAUAUAUAAAGAGGAGGUGAUUUUUGGUAGUUUCAAUAUUUUUUUUGGUGGCUACACUCUUCAAAGAAAGCAAAAACUCAACUGCAUCUCUACUACUAGAGACAUCUUCUAAUGAAUGUAUUGAAGGGUAUUCGGAAAGUCAUCUGGGGAGAAAUUCCAUCAGAUCCCAAGGAAGCCAAGCUUUUGGUGAAAAUCGACUGGUUCGUAUUAUCAUUUGCAUGUCUUUUAUAUUGGGUUAACUAUGUCGACAGACUCAAUAUCUCCAACGCGUAUGUCUCUGGUAUGAAGGAUGACCUUCAUAUGAAGGGCAAUGAGUUUAACUACAUCAACACGGCAUUUAACGUCGGAUACAUUGUGUUUCUUGUUCCAAAUAACUUGAUCUUAUUGAAAGUUAGACCUAGAUAUUGGCUUACAUUCUGUGCCAUUGCUUGGGGUAUUCUUACUCUUGGAAUCUACAAGGUCACCGAUUACAAGCAAAUCAUUGUGAUUAGAUUCUUUCAAGCAGGAUUUGAAUCUUCUACUUUCGUUGGGGUUCAUUUGAUUCUUGGGAGUUGGUACAAAGAGGAAGAGUUAACCAAACGUUCUGCCAUUUUCACUAGUGCUGGAUUGGUUGGUAACAUUUUCUCUUCAACCAUGCAAGCAGCUAUCUAUACGAAUAUGGAUAACUUACACGGGAUUGCCGGAUGGAGAUGGCUAUUCAUUAUAGACUUUAUUAUCACAAUUCCUAUCGCCAUCUAUGGGUUUGUGUUCUUCCCAGACACUCCCGAUACUUGUAAGGCAUUUUAUUUCACCGAUGAAGAAGUUGCCUUGGCAAGAUCUAGAAUAAAGCAAAGAGAACAUACAAAGUUGGACUUUACAAUUUUCAAAAGAGUUGCUGGGAAAUGGCACUGGUGGUUAUUUUCCUUUUUAUGGAUCGUUGGAGGUUCAAACGAGUCAUUUGCGUCCAAUGCUAUUUUCUCUCUUUGGUUACUGUACUUUGGAUAUUCUGUUCCACAAAGAAACCAUUACCCCAUGGGUGUUUAUGCUGUUGGAAUAUUUGCAACUUUCACCUUUGCUCUCUAUGUCGAUAAUACUGGUGCUAGAUAUCAUUGGAGAGCUGCCCUCUUUAUUAUGGUGUCUAUGUUGAUUUCAUCGAUUCUAUUUGUUUGUAAACCUUUGGAAGCUUCAUAUGUGUUUGUUGCUCAAUACAUUUCCGGUAUAUCGUAUGCCGGUCAAGCAACCUUCUUUGCAUGGGCCAAUGUUGUAUGUCGAAGUGAUUUAGAAGAACGUGCUAUUGUGUUGGCGUCGAUGAAUAUGUUUAGUAAUGCCUUUAAUGCCUGGUGGUCGCUUCUUUUAUAUGCUGCUUCAGACGCUCCAAAGUUCAAGAAGGGUUGUUAUUCCAUGUUUGGAACUGCAAUUGCCAGUGGUGUUAUUGCUUGUGCUAUUAGAUUCUACCAACUUCGUGAUGAUGAACACGCAAAACUUGCAGUUACUAUGGAUGAAGAGGGCUCUCAGCUGUCUGAUUCAAUUCAUGAAAAGAGACCAAUCAUUGGUGUAGAAGUAGCAUCAGUUAAAUAGAUAUAAUAUAUUUAAAGUUUAUGAAUUUGUUAUUAUUCUUUCUCAGG
Molecule: messenger RNA, 1693 nt
Organism: [Candida] anglica
Lineage: Eukaryota; Fungi; Ascomycota; Pichiomycetes; Serinales; Debaryomycetaceae
Source: the annotation of a GenBank genome assembly